AUGGAGGAUAUCUCCAACAAGGAAGGCGUGGCUGAGACAGCGACUGACUUCAUCAUGCUCAACGGGGUCAAGUACUUGCCCGAUCAAUCUCAGACUAUCAAUUCAGGUGCGCACAUCCAUCCUGUAACCAGUAUGCAUGCCCGCGCCCGCUUUGAAUGCCUGGUCAAUGAACUUGCUGAAGUCUGCCCGGGUCCUGCAGGCAUGGGUCACAUUGACAUUCCUGCAGGCGAUGAUGGACCCGAGCAAGCUCUUGGCCGUUGGCUUGAGACUUGGAAUCGCUCGAAGCCCCUCGAUCGAAGCGGCGCCAGCACUCCAAAGCAAGACCAUGAUGGAGACUCUUCAUCCAAAGUCAUAGUCACUUUGAUCUUCGACUCACAAUGUGCGAACGACAUGGACACCCCACUUGGCGGCCGCAAGAUCAUCCAUAUCUCUCAACGCAAGCUCGAACGCAUCCUCGGUCCAGAAACGGCCCGAUCUAAGCUCCAGGAGAUUCGUGGUGGCCGAGUUGUCCUACAAGAUGUGUUGCCCACUACUUUCAACGCUAUCCGCAAAUGGCUAUCGGGGAAGGCCAUCAUGCACACCCUGCCCAUUGCCGUGAGGGACAAGCCCCUCCGAGAGCUUGUUUACAUCUAUGUUCAAGCCGCUCGAUGGGGUCAUCGUUCCAUUGUUCACGAUGCCGUCAACAACAUGCCAUCAACCGGCACUCCCUUCGAAUUUCUCGAAAUAUGUGCCAUAGUGUACAGCGAAGGAUGUGCUGGUGUAGCCUUCAGGAACUUCUUCAAGAAGGGGUUGCCUGUGGUGCUGGGAAACUCCACAUUCGAUCAGACCGACAAAGUCCCCAAAGUCCUUAAACAGUCAACAGAGUUGGCCACUGACUUCGCUGAAACAAUGCUAGGCUUGGUUAGCCAGCGAAAGUACGGCAAUCACGCUCAUCACAUUGGUCCACAACCUUUCCCAGCCUUCACCGCCCGCGAUCCUGAGCCUGUCUGGUUUCAACCACCUGAACCUGCCUUCUGCGCCUGUGGUCUUCAUGAGUGUACCUGCACAUCGGAUACCGCCAGCGUUACUCGACCUUCUGACACGCAUGCCAUCCCUCGCCGCUCGGGCUAUGUCGAGAGUGCUUCUUCCAGCGUGAUGGGGGUCGAGGACUGGUCUAAAACUCCACCGUGGGGCCAAAACGAUGGCGGCGCUGGGUGGGACUACUCUCAUCGACCCGUACCGACCGGUGGAAUUAUUCCUGCUCCUCCGAUGAGUAUUGGAGACGCCGAAGACCAGCCCAUUCGUCCACGCAACUGGAGUAGUGCUCACUUGGGCCAGGGCUCAGAAUGGAGUGAGAUCAUGUCUGCCAACGAGGACGAAGCUCAAGCUUGGAUGUUUGAGGGUCGUCAGGACACUCCUAUGGCUCGUGGUCGAUAUCGUGACGAAGCUGCUGGUGGCGAUCGCUCUCCACGUGUGCAAUUCGCGACCCCGUCUCGAGAGCUCCUGCCGAUAUCACGAGCGGCUAGCGCUGGUACUUCGAUUGAAGGGCGCCUUCGCGUGGUUGAGCGGAAGCUUCGUGAUGGUAACCUCUGGACUCAUCCCACACGUCAGCCCAUCGGACUUCCUCCAAACAAUGAGGAGCAGUCGCAGUCAACGAGGGUGUCAACUCGCUAUGCGUUGGGCAAGACGACUGCUCCACAAGGCAAAGUACUGGCGACGUCAGAUUUCCCUCCCGCACCCCUCCUGCAUCCUGGAUUUCCUCCUGUUGGCAUGCCAAACUAUGUCCCGCGCGUUGGCUACAAUCGCUAUGUUCAGGUUGGCAACGGCGUUGUGCAUCCAACUGGUCCCGGGCCGUAUGGUCUUGCAGGUCGUUCCAUGAUUGCGGUACGCAGCUCCAACUCUCAGGAAUGCACUUUGGUCUUUCAGGCUGGCGAUACCAUCGAAUGUGUAAUUCCGGUUGAAGAAAGCCGUUCUACUUCUCAGCACAACCCUUGGAACUUUUCUGACCAGCGCUUGCAGGGAAUCUGCCGUACGCAGGCGGGUUCUUUUCCUGCCAGCUAUGUCCGCGAAAUGUACAGCUCAACCCUCGCUCCAGGCUCGGCAGGUACUGGGGCUGGCUUCUCUAAAGAGGUCUCUACGCCUGCUGGACCGGCCAAUGAUCAGUCCUGCCACUCACAAUCUAAGGUUCCCAAUGCAGACAGCACGCCAGGCGCAGCAAACGCAAGCACCAAGGCGAAUGUGGCACAGAACGUUGACAAAGAUUGGCUCAAGUCCGUGGGCAACGCACACCAGGACUCACAGAAUCACUUAGACCCGGGCUUCAGAGACCGAGGACGUUGUAGUUCGACACAAACCACGGCUAUCAGGGCUGACCCGCAUUGGCCAGGUUGUCCUGCUGAGAACGACCCGCGGUUCCGCUGCACAUGUGCCGGCAAGUUCAACACCCGUGCUGGGACCAGACCCUUGACUCCGUCAUCACCUUGGACGAAUGAUGGCUGGGGCGCUCCUGACGAACCAGUGCACGGCUCUCGGGAUGUGUGGGCUGACGAGGGAAGCAAUAACGGUUGGGGCUACAACACGAAUCGUGAUGGUCGUGCUGAACGUGGGACUGCUUGGGAGUGA
Molecule: messenger RNA, 2601 nt
Organism: Cyphellophora europaea CBS 101466
Lineage: Eukaryota; Fungi; Ascomycota; Eurotiomycetes; Chaetothyriales; Cyphellophoraceae
Exons: 2
Coding region: 1-2601 (866 amino acids)
Source: RefSeq, a predicted model, not a curated record